GAUUUUAAUAAAUUAUGAGUAAAAAGGACCUUGAAAUCACAGUAGGAUGUAAUGAAAUUAAAUAUAUAAAAUAGAAAUUAGAAAGGCUAUUCCUUAACAUUUAUUUUAGAAGAACGAAUUAAGAUUUUUAGUUUCUGUAGGCUAAGCUGUUAGUUGCACAUUAUUAUUAACAUAUCUAGCUUAUAAUUAUAUUCCCUUGACUUGGUUAGCUCUACCAAUUUGGGUGGCAUAUGCCUUUUUAACGGGAACUGUGGCUACAGGAAUAUGUAAAUUUUUAAUUGAAAUUUAGGGGUUCUUGGUCAUGAAUGCGGGCAUUUUGCAUUUUCAGACAUCAAAUGGUUAAAUGAUGUAUUGGGAUUUAUAUUACAUGAAAUAUUGCUAGUACCAUAUUUUUCAUGGUAACAUUCUCAUGCUCUUCACCAUGCUAAGACAAAUCAUUUAACAGAAGGCGAAACACACAAUCCAGUCAUUAUUGAUUCAAAGAUGGGGAAAAUAUAUUAAAAAAUGAAGGAUAUAUUGGGAGUGGAAUCUUUUGCUUGUGUUUAGAUAUUCAACAUAGCAGUAUUGGGAUGGCCUCUUUAUCUGUUACUUGGUGUUACAGGAGGAUCAGCAAGAGGAUUUACUAGUCAUUUUAUUGUACCAAAUAAGUUGUUCCCACCAAAAAUGUUAGUUAAAGUUACUGCUUCAAAUAUUGGAUUGUGUUUAGUUAUUUAUGGACUUUAUAAAUGGUAUUAAGCAACAUCAUUUGCUGAAGUUAUGGCUUUAUAUAUUGGUCCUUAUUUAGUUGUAAACAUGUGGUUAACUAUUAUCACAUUUUUGUAACACACAGAUGCAGAUGUCCCUCAUUAUGAUGAAACCGCCUGGACAUGGUUAAAAGGUUCUUUUAUAAAUUUAUUUUAGGUGCCUUGUGUACUAUUGACAGAAAUUACCCAUUGUGGAUUGAUUCUUUACAUUUCGAAAUUGGUACUACUCAUGUAGUUCAUCAUGUCUUUUCAGAAUUACCUCAUUACAAUGCAAGGGUAAUUUUUGAUCUUAAUGAAUUUACAGGAAGCCAAUGUUUAUGUUAAAUAAGUUAUUGGUGAUUUGUAUAAUCAAGAUGCCAAAAAAUUAUGGACAUCCCUUUACAAUUCUGCCAGUCUUGUUGGUGUAGAACACAAAGGAAAUGGAGUUUGGAAAUUUGCUAAGGCUUGAUUAUCAUAAAUUAUAUAUAUAUUUCCAUACAUAAAUUAACAUCAUAUAUU
This is a messenger RNA of Paramecium sonneborni, 1241 nucleotides long. NCBI's taxonomy places the organism in Eukaryota, Ciliophora, Oligohymenophorea, Peniculida, Parameciidae. The record is from the annotation of a GenBank genome assembly.